UGUUAAUUUUGGUCUAGAGUGAGGUGAUGUUCCGCGGAUGGCUUUUACGGAUUUUUCGAAAAUAAUCAACAAUAAUAAAUUUUACUGGUUCAAAAAACACUUUCCGGAAUUCGUUUGUUACAGUUGUAUAAUUUUUGUGUAUUCUUUAAUUAGGUACACAUACUUUUUAUUCAGAAAAGUGUAUACAUGCAAGAAGAUAAUCGAUUUGUCAACGCGAGUUUAGAUUACAAUUUGGGUGCACUAAUUGACCUGCGAGGUGCGUUCAACCAUCGCUUAUAUGUAUCGUGUAUGGUGUCGUUUCAAACGGCUUGGUGCAACUUUUGUAGGACUGUGAUAAGUUGCGCGAAUCAAUCAAUUAAUCUAAAUAAAAAUAAACCAUAUAGUUAAUGAUCGGUAGCUGAUCACUUGCAAGUCAUAACCAAAUAGAACUUUCCGCGGUAGAAGGGAACGUACCCACAUAUCGCUGAUAUGGAGUUAUCUCAAGACUGAUUAUCGCAUCUUUUGUCGAUAAUAAUAAAUCAUAAUUGACACCGCUGGUAUCGGAGUUUUUUUAUCUCGUGGACUACAUAAUUUGCGAUUAUUUCAAUGUCUACGUAAAUACCCAAAGUUGAAGCAGCAGGUGAAAGGUUCUCCGCGGGAUUUAUGGAAAACAUGGAAGUCGAUGAGGCUGUUGUGGAUUUGAGCAUUAGUUCUAACAACAGAAUCUCCUCGACACCUCCUGCAUAUAAUCAGUUGAACUUUAACCAUCCCGUUCCACCGGACCACCUCCCCGCCAUAUCAGCACCUCCUGUGGUGGUGCAGCACCACGUUUCGAACUCGAGGCGGAUCCUCAGACCACGCAUCGAACCUCGCUCAUACGUCGAGAGCCCUGACGUGGUGAUCAACGGCUCUCUGGAGGUGUUGAAGACGAACGGUAAUUUGGACUACGGCAGCGACUCGAGCGAGGGAGAAAUGCCGCCUCUGGUGCCCAUCAAGGAGAUCAGCGCAGCUGAGAUGAAGCAUAGGGAAAGAGGCUUGAGGAGGCUUCGAGAAGAACUUCGAGCCGAAGAAAUGAAAUUGGUCCUCUUGAAAAAGCUCAAGCAGUCGCAGCAGCUGAAAGAAAACGUCGCCGUCAUACCGCCGAGUAUACCGCCAUCAGCUCUGCCCCCUACCGGCCUACCCAGCGGCCUGAGCAUAACCCCGACGACCGUCAAAGUACCUCCGAAGGGCCAGCAAUCGCCGCAGAUCGCACACUCUCGUCAUCCGGUAUCAAAUUCGUCGCACAAAAUUGGCGGCAUGGGCGGUAUUCUGCAGGGGAACGGUAACACCCCGAAUAUAAUGCGAGCGCAACAACCUGCCCCACCCCGUGCGAACAUGCAUGGUCCGCCUCUUAGCGCUUCUCCUGUCAACAACAGAGCCAGCCUCUCAGUUCCUCAACCUCCCCAAAGAACGUCCAUCUGUCGACCGACAGGUUUCCCUCCAGCAGUCAAAGACUUGUCUCCUUCAGUUACUAUAACGCCAGCUCCUCCUCCGUCUGUGAAGGAGAGAUCUAGAGAAGAUAAUCAAACCCCCGCUCAAAGACAAGCUGCUGCUAAGUUAGCUCUUCGGAAACAACUGGAGAAAACACUGUUACAGAUUCCUCCUCCAAAGCCCCCACCUCCAGAAAUGCAUUUCAUACCAAAUCCAAGCAAUACGGAAUUCAUUUACUUGGUAGGAUUGGAACACGUUGUUGAUUUUCUCACCAAAGAAACGAAAAUGCCAAUGCCGCCCCAACCGGUGGCAUGUAGCCAAUGCCAGUCAGACUUCACUCCUGUUUGGAAAUGGGAAACCAGUAAAAGAACCAAAGGCAUCAAAUCAGUCAUUUGUGAACAAUGUGUGACCAACAACGUCAAGAAAGCCUUGAAGGCCGAACACACAAAUAGGUUGAAGACUGCUUUUGUCAAAGCGCUGCAACAGGAGCAAGAAAUAGAGCAGCGACUCGCACAAUCGCCGGCCGCUCCUGCCCCCCCGCCGCCGCAACCGACGCCCCCUCCUCCUCGAAGCUCGCACAGCUCCAGCCACUCAUCUUCCUGCGCACAGGAAAAAUAUACGCAGCAACAGAACGCGGCAACUAUGCAAGCUAUACAUCAGCAGUUACUAAGAAAUCUCUCGGGCGGCGUUCCCUCCUCAGCCGCGCACAUGCUCCAGUUCUCCCCUCUCCUAUACCCUUACCAGUUAGUGAUGGCUCAGGCUGCUGCCAGCGGCAAGAGCAACCCCCCCGCCAACCUGGCCGACAUACAACGAGCCGCCGAUCUCCACCGGCAGUACCUGCUCGACAUGAUCCCUCCGGCCCCCCAGCAGCGUCACAACUGGAAAACAUGAUACAUGAACGAGUAUGGUGAUAAAACUUAAUUAUUUAUUGCGAUUGAAUGGAUCGGGGCGAGCGAAGCUCGACCGGUGGAUGUGAUUCGUUCGUUAUUACUAUUAUUAUAAUGACUACUAGAUCCCAUUCAAUGUGGAUUUUAGUGUAAUGUAUUGUGCGAUCUGGAUAUUUCACGGGGAGAAUCGGAACGAAUAUCGCUCUGUCAGAGUUCUGUUGCGCCUUGAUUGGUAUUUAUAAUUCACUGAGAAGGGUUGCUCUAAAGCUAUUUCAAUCAGGUCUAUUCAUGGGGUUUUCGUUGAAGGUAAGAGAUGAGAGUAGGUUAUAUCGGAGCAGAGUUUUCAUUUUUUUCAAUACUAUUAAAUGAUAGCGUGUUUUUCUUUGGUCCCACAGAUAUACGUAUCUUUGGAAACAAAGUUAUACACAAAAGACUGGAAAAUAUCAAAUGGUAUUUUUGACUGUAUCUUCUUUAUCUGCAGAGAUAUUGAGAAAAUCUGAUAGACCUGUCUCACAGCCAUUUUCAAUCAAUCAAAUAUUAUCUGAAGAUAAUAACAUUGUGUGGAUAAAGUCUUAUAAUCAUUAUCAGUCCAAUGGCGAAAGUCUUUUAGAAAACAUGCAAAUAAAUUGGACAAUUACGAUAUAAAUAAAAAUGAAGAUGUGAAAUAUAGAAAGCUUGA
Messenger RNA from Leptinotarsa decemlineata (Colorado potato beetle), 3015 nucleotides. It is a transcript of the gene simj, whose product is annotated as transcriptional repressor p66-beta simjang. Gene Ontology annotation, biological process: negative regulation of transcription by RNA polymerase II. The record is from RefSeq and is a predicted model, not a curated record. Lineage: Eukaryota; Metazoa; Arthropoda; Insecta; Coleoptera; Chrysomelidae. Gene Ontology annotation, cellular component: NuRD complex.